Messenger RNA from Heterotrigona itama, 1906 nucleotides. The record is from the annotation of a GenBank genome assembly. Lineage: Eukaryota; Metazoa; Arthropoda; Insecta; Hymenoptera; Apidae.
AUGCAGGAGCAAGCGAUUAUGUUAAUGUUAUUAUUAACGAGAUCAGUGUAGAGUGGGCAACAAUCUAUAUGCAACUUUCUACAGUGUUUUCCUCAUUUUCGCGCCGAGAGUCUGGAGAUAAUUUCUGUUUUAUCAGCUAAAUCACUCUUAAGAAACAUGUUUCGUUACAACAUUAUUUUCAUUUCAAUUUUCUUAUUAUUGGUAAGCUAUCUUAUACUAGUAGAUUCUUACGUGCCACCUACGCCAACGUUUGAAAUUUUAAAUCCAAAAGGAAUUCGCAUAUCAAUACCAGGUAAGUAAAUAAUAACCAUUAUCAAGUGAUACAGUAUACUGUCAAUUUUUUUUUUUUUUAUUCCAAAAUUGUCAUAUAUUUUUGUUAUAUGUUGGUUUUAUUGGACAAAAUCUUACAAAAUUGUAUGUCUUUAUUAUAAUAACUAAUUUUACACGAUAUUUUACACGUGAUUUCUAAAGACUUUUUACUAAUAAAAAGUAAUAAACUUUUUCUAAAAAAUUAAAUUAUUACACUAAGAUAAAUUAAGAUAUUUAUUAACAUUUAUUAAUAAAAAUGAAGUAAACUAAAUCUGUAUUUUAAAAUCUACAAAGUAGAAUAAUAUGAGUUGUUAUUGAUACUUUGUUAUCAAUAUUGACCACUUCUCUUUGUUAUCAACAAAUUACUUCUUCAGUUCUAGCACAUACAUCUGUUUUUUUCCUUAUAGUAAGUUUAUGCAAUGAACAAAUUCUUAAAAAGCUAAAUUACAUGAUAAUAAUAAUUACAUAGAUAUUUUUACUAGAGCUUUCUCGUCAGAAAUUUUUUUAGAAAUUUCGUAUAUAAUACAGUCAUUUUAUUACGUAUUUAUUCAAAAAUUUCAUUUUUAUUUUAACAAUAUGUUUUCUAUAAUAAAUACAACGUAUUCUUUCAAUUUUAUAACAGAUGAACCAAACUUGCAAUUUUUUGCGUUUCAAGGGAAUAUAAAUAAGGAUAUUGAAUUAAACGAAAUGGGGCGAAUAUCGAACGAAGUAUAUAAAAAGAAUAAUGGAAAAUGGACAAUUCAAAAUCAAAAUAUAAACUUAGUAAAAGGAAAUGUUAUAUAUUAUUGGAUUUACGUGCAAGUUAAUAAAGUAAUGUAUAACAAAAAAGGAACCUGGAAAGGACUAUGAAUUUUGUAUUUACCACAAUGAACAACAUCCAACAGCAUCUGUUAAAAAUGGGAUACUCAAAAUCAAACCAAUGCUUUUAGAAAAAGAGUAUGGUGAAAAUGCAAGUCUAUAUGGAACAUUACAACUUAGCGGGUGCACUAGUAAGAUUCCAGCUGAAUGUAUGCGUAAAGCUACAUCGUUCAAUAUUUUACCACCUAUUAUAUCUGCCAGAUUAAUUAGCAGUUUCCAUUUUCGAUACGGUAAAAUUGAAAUAAGAGCAAAGUUCCCUGAAGGUGACUGGUUAUAUCCAGAAAUGUGGCUUAAACCGAAGUAUGGUUAUUAUGGUUCCGAUUAUUCCAGCGGAUGCAUUAACCUCGGUCUUGCACGUGGAAAUAAUAAUUUAAUUAACGCCAAUGGAAGCAUCUAUGAUUCAAGACGAUUAGAUUUUGGAAUCCUUAUAGGUAGAGAUACAAACGUUACAAACUACAACGCGUUCCCUCAGAUACUAGAAAAUGGUUGGACAAAAGAUUUUCAUACUUACACAACAAUUUGGGAUCUUGAAGGAUUCCAAUUUUUCGUAGACGAUAAAAAAGUUGAUAAAUUAGUUCCUCCAACGGAUGGUUGGAUGUAUGGGAGUGAUUUGAAUAAAAUGGCACCUUUUGAUCAAGAACUACUAUGGAAAUUUUGGCAUGCAAAAGAUCAGUGGUUGCCAAGUUGGAAUAAAAACACCGCGUUCGAAAUCGAUUAUAUUCGAGUAUGGUCAUUUUAA